GAGGAAAUAAUAACAAAUAGAAAAAAGCAAGAAAGAAUUGGGAGGAGAUCAGUAAAAGUAAAAAAGAAAAGAUUAAAAUAGAAGAGAAAAGGAAAUGAAACGAAAUAAAAUAAAAGUGAAAAGUAGGUUCCAUUAACAUGUGACAGCCAAAUAAGCUUCUUACACCUGACAGUAAUUAUAUCCCGCACAUAAUAAAUUUUUUCACUUAAUACCAAUCACACUACUCAUACUAAGACUAUUCCUCCUCCUACUUGCUACCAAACAAGGCCUUUUCUUUUAUUAUUUUUGAUCUUUUCCAUUUUGAGUCCUUUUCCUUUCUUGACGUUACUUACUAAUAUCUUCCAGCCGAAACAUAAACUAUUAGCCCUUUUUGGAUAACUCAUUUUCUAUUUUCGUUCUUCAAUUUUCUUGUGAUCUCAAAAAUCUUUGAUGGGGAGAUUGUUUGUGUCGACUCUUGAAGGCAACAUCUACAGCUGCAAGCACUGUGGAACUCAUCUUGCCCUUUCUGAAAACAUUGUUUCCAAGUCUUUCCAGUGCAAACAUGGGAAGGCUUAUAUCUUCAGGAUGGUGGUGAAUGUCACUUCUGGUGAGAUAGAAAAUAGAAUGAUGAUGACUGGUAUGCACACUGUGGCAGACAUUUUCUGUGUGUGUUGUGGGUCAAGUGCUGGAUGGAAAUAUGAGACCGCCCAUGAGAUGAGCCAAAAGUACAAAGAAGGAAAAUUAGUGCUUGAGCGGUUUAAGAUUUGUGGCCCUGAUGGAAGCCAUUACUCGGCUAGUCAUGAUAUUCAUGUUGUAGGAAGUGAUGUUGAUGACGUUUGA
Solanum lycopersicum (tomato) is the source of this 819-nucleotide messenger RNA. The record is from RefSeq and is a predicted model, not a curated record. NCBI's taxonomy places the organism in Eukaryota, Viridiplantae, Streptophyta, Magnoliopsida, Solanales, Solanaceae.